Messenger RNA from Colletotrichum gloeosporioides, 1911 nucleotides. RefSeq lists its product as uncharacterized. Gene Ontology annotation, molecular function: protein binding. The coding region runs from base 1 to 1911 and encodes 636 amino acids. The record is from RefSeq and is a predicted model, not a curated record. Lineage: Eukaryota; Fungi; Ascomycota; Sordariomycetes; Glomerellales; Glomerellaceae. The transcript is spliced from 2 exons.
AUGGCCAUGGCGAAAGCUCCCCAACUUGUGCCGGAAAUAUGGCUCGAGAUAUCCCGACAUCUCGAUAACCGAUCCGAGAUCGCAGCCCUCGCCCAGGUCAACAAAUUCCUUCAUAGUAUCUUCCAAGCUGAACUUUACCGUCCCGCUGUUGCAGAGAAGGCCCCUGAGAUCACCGUUGUCGCCGCCGCCGCUGGCAACUUGGAAACCCUCCAAGUUGCAGCAAAGUUCGGCGCAGACCUCGACAAUUUCUAUCCGUUAAAGCCCGCACGCUCGGUGAAAGACAUAAUGUACCCAGCCCCUCCCGGCUGGGGCACGCCUCUUCACCUUGCUGCUUACCAUGGCCAUUACAAUGCUGUGAAAUGGCUGAUCUCGCAAGAGUUCGACGGGCGCAGCAGAGAGUCCGAAUACCCUGCUUGGACGCCUCUUCAUCAUGCUAUUUGCGGUGGACACACUUCAGUCGCCAAACUCCUGCUUUCCGCUGGAGCUAGUGAUAAGCUCAUCGUACCAGUCGGAUCGAAGUUUUACCUAAAGAACUGCGACUGCGACAAUGGCGAGGCAGACGAAGAUGAAUCAGUCAUAGAUGAUUCUAGCGAUUAUGCGGACCAUCCUUUCCUCGGUCAAUCUGGGCACCAGAUAAAGGAUCGUCACCCUUUUGGCUUUUUCAUCACAGACAUCCACCCAAUUCAUACCGCAGCGGCAUCUGGCAACAUACCUCUGGUUUCAUACUUGAUACGCGAAAAGGACGUGGACGUUGACAGACUAGACGACAAUCAUGCGACACCGCUAUACCACGCAAUUGCGGCAAAGCAGGCUUCCUUGGUUUUGUACUUGCUUGAUCUUGAUUUUGGGGUCGACAUAGCCAAACCGCGGCAACUCCGUGUGGACAGAGACUUUUUCGUGUCACACCACAAUGCCCUCGACUUUGCCCUCGCUCAUGACGUAGGAAGUUGCCGUGUCAUUUUAAACCGCGGAGAAGCAACGUGGAUCGAGAACAUCGACGAUGAGGGUCUUUCUCACUAUAAAUCAACUCUGAGGACUUCGCUUGCAGAAUUCACUAUGCAGCUGAGGCACCCAGAGAAUGUCUUCACAUUGAGGAGCUAUAUUGACCGUGGUGAUGAGGAUAUCCCGCGCAUCUUCACCUCAAUGUUGCCCACAUUCUGUCAGGCCACGCUGGACGACGUCCAUAUGUGCGGAUUGGGGGAUGGAUGGUUACGAUUCUUCCGUGCCGAAAUGCAGCUGUCAUUCCUCAUUGCCUGCAUUGCGAUAGAGAUACACGACGAAGACUUGGGGGUAUUCCGAGAGGCGGGAAGCUUCCUUGAGAACGGAGGCUUCGGUAUGGACAGCCUUUUGCCGAGGGAACACCUGUUUCAAUUGAUGCAGCUUUGUGCGCAGGUUGAACACAAUGCUUUGCCACAAGAGCUGCAUCCCGACAGUGACCAUGUUGACACCUUGUCGCAAUGCCCUAUCGGUACCCUUGCGCUGGUGUUUAUGAUGGCAACACGGCCUUGGUUGGACAUGGAGUACACGGCGCGUAGGGUUUCCAUGCUGCUGAGCGAUGGCGCAAAGGUGACACUGGAUGACCGUAGGCUUCUCGCGUGCUCACCCAUGGUUCUACUGCUCAACCGAAUGAUGGACGACCCGUUCUUCACGUUUCGGUCGCUUUCCACAGAUCCUUCUUGCGUCGGCUUGGUCUGUGGACUUGGAGAGGCCGGCGGGUGGAUUCCCAUUACGAACGGAACCGCUGAAGACUUGGGCCCUGUAAUCGAUGAGCUAAUCGAUACCUUACCUGAAGCAGAAGGGAGGUGGCUUUUCGAAGAGACGGAGAGUUCCAUGCCUGAUACAACUCAAAAGUUGUUUCUGGCAGCUUUGGAGAGGAAAGGACGACGACAUCGGUCCUCAUCUACAACAUAA